AUGUUCUUCUUACCCUUGGCCUUGCUGCUUGUUCGGAUGCGUUUUUUCGCAUGUCUUGCCCCGGAAGAAAUUCCCGGGGCCGUUUCUGGUCACGUCCAUACAAUCUCCGGUGGCGCAGGUUUCAAAGCCUCUAUGACUUACGCAGACACCCAAGCUUCGAAGUGCUCAUCAUGCACAAUCAAGGAGGAUAUGUCUAACUACUGGACACCUCAACUUUAUGUCAAAUACAAAGAUGGAUCUGGCUUCGCUCCAGUUCCUGUCAUGGGCAACCCAAGCGACACCAACGGCGGCAUGACCGUUUACUAUCUCCAACGUCGUGGAGACAAUCAGACAGAGAAACUGCAUGCAUUUCCACAAGGCUUCCGCAUGGUCGCUGGUGACCCGUUCACCCGCACCUAUGAUGGUAGUCUUGCCGCUCAGGGCAUCUCAUUCAACUGUCUUGGUGCGAACAAACCUGAAACUAACGGUUUUCCUGAUAUUCCAUGUCCAGGCGGACUGCGAGCCCAGGUUUACUUUCCCCAGUGUUGGGAUGGAGUCAACCUCGAUUCUGUGGACCACAAGAGUCAUAUGAGCUACCCAGACGGCAACGUAUACAACGGUGGCAACUGUCCGUCUUCUCAUCCUGUCCACACGGUGUCGAUCUUCUUCGAGCUUCUCUAUGAUACGGCCCUGUUCAGCGAUCAAUGGGUUGAUGGACAGAAUCCAUUUGUCUUCGCCCAAGGAGAUGCAACUGGCUUCGGAUUCCACGGUGACUUCUUCAACGGCUGGGACGUCGACGUACUCCAGGAGGCGAUUGAUACCUGCACGGACGACUCAGGUCGGGUUGAGGAUUGCGCCGCGGUCACUAUGUUCACUGACCAAGAAUGCAAUGACUGCAAGCUACCAACAUCUGUCAGCGAGUCAACGAGUGGAAAGCUUGCCGCACUCCCUGGCUGCAACCCCGUCACCUAUGGUCUAGAGCGCGUCACAUCAGGAACCUGCUCUGGAACUUCACCAACACUUGGUUCCGGCGGCUCUACCAACUACAUCGACCUGACUGCGAUCCAGAAAUGGGAGUAUCUUGGAUGUGGCACGGACAACGUGAGCGAUAGAGCCAUGAAUGGUUCGUGGACGUACAAUGACUACAUGACGGUGGAGAUUUGCGUCGACUACUGCAAUAAUCGUGGCUUCGCCUACGCAGCGCCUGAAAAUGGCAACGAAUGUUUCUGCAACAACAACCUCAAUCCCAAGUACGCACCCAAGGAUGGUAUCAUGGGCUCCUGCUCCAAGCCUUAUGUGGGCAAUGCCAACGAGAUCUGCGGCAAUGCGAAUGCCAUGAACAUCUAUCACAAGUGCUCUGCCACGUCAUGCAAGAACAACGACAUUGGAGGAAUUGCGCCGGCGCAGAGUCAAGCGGUGGUUGCCAGAUCUAUCAGUCCUUCUGCCAUGACUACAGUUGUCAUACCGGCUAUCACUACAGCUAUUUAACUGGCGUAUAUGGGCAUGUAGACGCAACACUGACGGCAAAAGUCAUGCAAUUCCACCUGCAGCUUGGCGAGUGAUGGGCUAUCGACGGACAGUAGCUUUCUAUUAUUUUGAUCUGUAACAGCUUCGGCGUGUUUCCUUUGAUGGCUUUUUGGAAUUCUAUAGGCGUGCUUUGUCAUUGAAUGACAAUAGUAAAACAUUAGGUUGAGUUUCGCUGUUUUUCCGCGUUACGUGAUGAGAACAAUAAUCUGUGAGUCUUUCGAUGUUCUUUUAAUUGACAGAUUCGCUUGGGAUGCCCGAUGCUGGCGCGAGCGGAUGUAAGGUACCCGCCGGCUAGCUUGAAAUGGCCCACGUGGUUUUGCUCUGAACUGAAUAGCAUUAACGCACUGGGCUAGGUCGAAGACAUAAGUGGCUACACAGUCCGGCCUGCGUAACUCAAAUCACAUAGCAAUCACAGCUCGAAAGAUUCGGAGUACAGAGUCAGG
Alternaria alternata is the source of this 1949-nucleotide messenger RNA. RefSeq lists its product as hypothetical. The transcript has 3 exons. Bases 1 to 1467 code for a protein of 488 amino acids. Lineage: Eukaryota; Fungi; Ascomycota; Dothideomycetes; Pleosporales; Pleosporaceae. The record is from RefSeq and is a predicted model, not a curated record.